This is a messenger RNA of Oncorhynchus tshawytscha (Chinook salmon), 1101 nucleotides long. RefSeq names its product GTP-binding protein Rhes-like. Gene Ontology annotation, molecular function: GTPase activity; GTP binding. The record is from RefSeq and is a predicted model, not a curated record. NCBI's taxonomy places the organism in Eukaryota, Metazoa, Chordata, Actinopteri, Salmoniformes, Salmonidae.
GAGCAUGACCAAGGCGAGUAAAGGGAUCUUUAAAACGGUCACCGAGCACUGGAGACACACGGACAAGAAGACGAGGGUGGUCCGGUCUUCCAGCACGGGGACCACUCAGCCUACAUCCUCGGAAAUGUUCCCCAAAAGAAGAUCCUUCGACCCGCUAGCGACGUUGACCCUCCCGGACCAGACUGCAUGCACCGCGCCACUGGAGGAGAUGCGCCUCACCAAGCCCCGUAACUGCCGGCGCGUUGUAGUACUCGGCGCGCCCAGAGUGGGCAAGACGAACAUUCUCAGGCGGUUCCUGCGCGGCGGGUUCGAGGAACAGUACGAGCCCACGGCAGAAGACUUCCACAGGAAGUUGUACCAGAUCCGAGGAGAAACCUAUCAGAUUGAUAUCCUGGACGCAGCGAAGGAGAGAGACUUCCCCGCCAGACGGAGGCUGUCCAUACUGACAGGUGACAUAUUUCUCCUGGUGUUCAGUGUGGAUGACAGAGACUCCUUCAAAGAGGUGUACACACUGCGCAAAGAGAUAAUAGCAGCCAAGACCAAGCUGAUGAAGCUCAAAGAGAAUGCCCGGGUUCCCAUAGUGAUAUGCGGCAACAAAGUGGACUUAGAGGCGGAGAGGGUCAUCAGUCGUCCGGAGAUGUUCCGAGCUCUUGAGGACACGGCGCUCUUCGAGACAUCAGCCAAAGACAGUACCAGUCUAGAAGAGAUGUUCCAAGCCCUUGUCAAGCUAGGCGGUCUCCCUACCGAGACGCGUCCGUCGCAGCACCGCGAGAUCUCCAUACGUACCUACCAGGCGCUGAGCACCAGCAGAAGCCGUUGCGGCAGACGGAGCCGUGCGUUGGUUCCAGACGCGCCUUGCGGUGCGGUUUACCCACUGGCCCGCCGCCCCAGCUUUAACAGCGACCUACAGCUGGUAAUGGGCCCCAGCCCCACUAAACGGAGCAAACCCAUAGAGAAGUGUCAAAUUCAAUGAAUUGAGGGACUUCUCAGUACAAUACACAUAUUGUAGUAUUACAAUAUAUAACCACUAUGUCAAGAGUUAUACUCUGCUUUAGGCUACUGGCUGGACCAGUUGAGCCAACUGUGUAAAUGUAGAUUUUA